This is a messenger RNA of Mycosarcoma maydis (corn smut), 2712 nucleotides long. RefSeq lists its product as uncharacterized. The record is from RefSeq and is a predicted model, not a curated record. NCBI's taxonomy places the organism in Eukaryota, Fungi, Basidiomycota, Ustilaginomycetes, Ustilaginales. Bases 1 to 2712 code for a protein of 903 amino acids. The transcript has a single exon.
AUGGCUCCGUCAGGACGUGGAGCGACCAUCAAUGACCUGCCCAUCGAGAUCCUACGAGAAAUUGUCGGUCUAGUAUGGCUCGACUCGAUCCCCAAAUCCUCAUUUCGCAACAUUGAUCCACAUGGUCUUCCCUCUUCAUACCCUGAUGGUCGGAAGAUCUCGUCCACCCAAAAUGAUACCCGCAAGACGCUCUACAACCUCUGUCUCGUCAACAAGGCUUUUUACCACGAGGCAAGAGUGCUCUUGUUCCGACGCAUCCAGAUCACGCUGCCCCACAGCUUCAACUUGCUCUUGAGAACUCUCGGUGCAUCUCAUUUGGCCAGUGCUUAUGAGAGGUACGCGUUGACAGGCAGCGUCAAUGUCGAUCCUUCCGAUCCUGCCUCGUUUACCAACAUGAUCGCCGCCGCUGGUUUUGCACAUGCUCUUGGACAGAAACUCGUCAUUGGAGGAAACGCGACACCCACACCUCCUGCUAGUCGCAAUCCAAGUCCCGCUCCUUCCAAGCACGUUGUUGCUGUUGCUACUGCUGCUACUGCUGCUACUGCUGCUGUCGAGCGCUCAUCUUCCUUGACUCGGGCGGUAUCGAAGCGUAACUUCAGCCGCAUCAAUGCCGACGAAGACGGUGAGGUAGAGCUCAUCUGGACCGAGGAUCCCACAUCGACCCACGAAAAUCCAGUCUACCACGUCACACUCCGUGAAGAACACGAUCAAGACGCGGCCACGCUCCAUCGUUGGGUGCGUCUGAUCGACUUUUCCAAUUUCCGUACCCAAGGCUUGCGACGCACUAUCGGAGAAGGCAUGGAUCAACGCUUUGUCACCCCGGCUCGUCUGCUCGCGCUUGUCACUGCCGCCGAGGGUCUCGUCGCUUUUGGCGCAAGCGAGUCCAUGGACUCGGCACUAUCCAACGACGUGCUCGAGGCGCUCCUCUUCCGCGACGGUGAAUACAGCAAACCCAGUCGUUUGCGUGGCGUAUCAGUCGAGCGACACAGUGGUCGAUCCAACAAGAUGCUUCAAGCUCUCGACCUAUGCGAGUGCGUCUCGCCGCGCUUUCAAGAGGCUAUGAAGGAGUUUGUUCAAACCCAUCUUAAAAAAUUCAGCGGCAGGACGACAGACACGGUGGAAGAAGAGGUCGAGUCUGACAACGACGGCAUGAACGUUGACGACGAAGAAGAAGAGCGCGGUCGUGGCCGAAGCACUUCGGCAAGGCAGCAGAGCAAGAACCUCAGUCGUUCAGUAUCCACACGGCGUCAACAUGGGGACGGCCCCAGCCGCCAUCCUGCCAGGCCCACAGCUUUUCCGUCUUUGAACAGGUUGGGUUUGUCAGGUGUAACUCUCGACAAUGAUCUACUCAAUCCGUUCGUCCUCGCAUUUCCUCGACUCACCCACCUCGAUCUUUCCAGGACCAAAGCCGACGCUGCCCUGCUGAACGCGCUCAGCAGUUCGCAUCAGCUACACCUCGAAAGCCUCUCUCUGGCAUUUUGCAAGCGCAUCAGCUCGGAAUCCGUCACAGAGCUGCUCGUCGAUGCGCCCUGCACGCAGGGGCUUGUCGAGCUUUCCCUCGCAGGCACCCUCAUCUUUCCCACCCCGGUCGACUCGGAGGAUCUGAGUGUCAUCAUCACCCAGGCUCCGUGCUUCCGUUCGGGCAAGCUGCGCUACCUCGACCUCGGCGGUUGUGCGCUCACCGACGAGCUGCUCGACUUGAUUGGACCCCAACCUUCGUUGCUUGAUCUGGGAUUGUCGCACUGUCCUAACAUCAGGCUGGAAGCGGUUAGCAAGCUCCUGCGCGCUCGCGCGCCCAACGUGCAGAUCCUUGAGCUGUCGGACUCGUGCACGUCUCGCUCCUCGACCGAGGGUCUCACCACCAAUAUACCCGGCUACGACAGCCACGAUUCGAGCGCGAUCAACGCGGUGCAUCUGCAAAGCAUCCUGGUCGGACCGUGUGCCAAGACGCCACCUAUCCCGAUUUCGGUGCAGCUGGCGCUGAUGGGCUUCAAGACAGGUUCGGACCCGCCGCCGAGCCAGCCAGCCAACGCGAGGGCAGCGACCAACCUGAGAGUGGUCGGCUUGAACCAGGCCUCGCUCAAGAGCGUCAGGGGAGGGUUUGGCAGUUGGAAGGUGAUCAGGGGGGCAGGAAGGAGAGGAUGGGUGGUGGAUAUCGCAGCUGGGCCGAAUCCGGAAGCGAGCGACGAGGCUCUGUUGGAGGAUGUCAGGUCGAUUCCGAGUGCAAGCAUGGCGAUCGAGUACGCCGGAUCGGGAGAGCCGAGCCGAGGUGGUCACGAGGUCGACUUGAACAGGAGCCGAUCAGUGAGGUACGACGACGAAGACAUUGCCGAUGAUCGCUCGUCGUCUGCGCUGCUUGGCGUGGCUUCGCCAAGCCACUCUUCGGCGGCGCGUCACGCCAUGCCGUCGAUCCGAAGAGCUCACUCGGUCAGCGGCCGUGGCGGGGGCUCCACCUCGCGCUCGCGCUCGCGUCACUUGGUCGCGGCCUCUUACGCGCUUCCGUCAGACGUCAAACUCGUGCCCCGAGACGAAGUGGUGAGAGAUCUUGGCACGAAUCACGCGCGUCGCAUCAAAUUGCAGAGUUUGGCUGAUUCCAACGGUCAUGUUACCGGCGAUAUCGGUUGGCACAGUCGCAAGAUGGAGGUGCUCCUCGGAUUUGGGUUUCUAGGUCGUGAGUCGGGUCUGUAUGCUUUGCCGUCGUUUCAAGUCUGA